Molecule: messenger RNA, 1710 nt
Organism: Mytilus trossulus (common blue mussel)
Lineage: Eukaryota; Metazoa; Mollusca; Bivalvia; Mytilida; Mytilidae
Product: tetratricopeptide repeat protein 38-like
Exons: 14
Coding region: 73-1464 (463 amino acids)
Molecular function (GO): protein binding
Source: RefSeq, a predicted model, not a curated record
UUUAAUAGUAUGUAUUUCACUGUAAGAUAAUAUAUCCUGUUUAAUACUUUUCUUUACAUCCGGAGAACUAGAAUGAUGCACUGCAACUGGAGAGGUUGUAAGGAUUGGUCAGACUUAAAUAUCCCAUUGACAACUACUAGCGAUGAAGCCAGCAAACAGUUCGAUGCUGUUUUAACUCAGUAUGUCGGAUGGUACGAAGAAGACUCAGUUGGCGGUAUCGAUAAUAGUAUUAAUAAAAUGAUUGAGGGAGACCCAGAUUUUGUUUUAGGUCAUGUAAUGAAGAACGGAUUAGAAUUAUCUAGCCUGUGUAAAAACAUCUACGCUAAUGAAGAAUUUAGAGAAAAUAUAAAAUGCAUGGUUGACAAAGCUACAAAACAACAUAUAACCACAAGAGAGAAGAACCAUGUUUCAGCAGUAAAGCUCUGGGCAGAAGGUGAACUGACAAAAGCCUGUGAAGUAUGGGAAGACAUAUUAAUGGAGCAUCCCACAGAUAUGCUGGCUGUAAAGUUUGCUCAUGAUUGUUAUUACUGUUUAUCACAUCAUCAUCAAAUGAGAGAUUCCAUCGCACGUAUUCUUCCAUUCUGGAACCGAUCUAUGCCUCUUUAUGGAUACCUAUUAGGAAUGCAUGCAUUUGGACUUGAGGAAACGUGUUUGUAUUAUGAAGCCAAGAAACAAGCCGAAAGGGCGCUGGAAAUAAACAGACAUGAUGCCUGGGCUACUCAUGCUAUGGCCCAUGUGUACGAGAUGACAGGACAAUAUGAUGAAGGAAUUAAAUUUAUGUCCAACACAGAAAAUGAUUGGAAGGUUUGUGGAAUGACUUCAUGUCACAAUUAUUGGCACUAUGGUCUUUUCUACAUAGAAAAGGGAGAAUUUGAUGAAGCACUUGGACUCUUUGAAAAAGAGAUUGGAAGGAGGGCGUUCAAAUCAAAAUCAACCUCGGAGAUUGCUAAUUCCGUAUCAUACUUAUACAGACUAAGACUUGAAGGUGUACCUGUAGGUGAGAAGUUCAAAGACUUCAAUUCACUUUGUACUUUUCAUUACGACGAUCAUGCACUUGGAUUUCUUGAUACCUGUUAUAUGAUGGCAUGUCUUGGGGCGAACGACAGAGAUUCAGCGAAAAGGCUUACUAAUUCUAUUAGAGAAUUUUUAAGUGAAGGUAAAGGCAAUACAUAUGACAGUAUGAAAUCUGUUGGUUCAGAUUUAUGUGAAGCACUCAUCGCAUUUGAAGAUGGACAGUUCGACACAGCUGUGGAUAUCAUUUAUCCUAAACGAUAUCAGAUCAUCAACUUAGGUGGUAGUAAUGCUCAGAGAGAUGUGAUGAAUUUGUUUUUAAUUCACGCUGCAUUAAAAUCGGAAGAAAAGAGACACAUUGAUUUAGCUAAAAUGCUGAUAUAUGAAAGGAAAAGCCUCAAAGAGAAUUCUCCACUUACCGAUCGAUUAAUUGCAAAACUUGUAACAGUUUAAACGGAUAAGAACUAAUACAACAGAAUUGGACAAAUGAGUUUAUCUACAGUUUCCUCUAUUGGCAGGGCAUAUUGCUGAUAAAAAUCAAAGUUUCAUGGCAAACGCAUAAGACGCAAUCAACGCAACAUAACAUUUGAUGAUCUCUAAUGAUUAUUCAUAAACAAUGGUUGACAUCAAUUAUUAUGCAAACUAGUUCAAAUGUGAAUUUGUAGUUAACAUUACAUAAAUAUCGAGUAUGAUACAAAA